AUGAGAAGGUUGGGGUUCUCAGAAGGUUGGAUAACUCUAAUUCAUAGACACAUAUCCAACAGCUGGUACUCAUUGAUAGUGCAUGGUCAGAGAUAUGGAUUUUUCAAGGCUAAAAAUGGGUUGGGACAGGGAGAACCAAUCUCCCCAUCCCUCUUUGCGCUCAGUGCAAAACUGUUGUCAAUUAUGCUUAAUAAACUGCAGCGCAGAAGGGGCUAUAAGGGCUUCUAUAUGGCAGACCAUGGACCACAAAUCAAUCAUCUUGCCUUUGCAGAUGAUAUGAUCAUAUUCAUGAGUGGGCACAAGAAGAGCAUCAGGUUGAUCAUGAAGACUUUAGCCACAUAUGAAGCAACAUCUGGGCAAAAGAUAAAUAAAGCUAAGAGUUACUUUAUGGUUGCAUCAGGGGUUCCAGUUUGGAUGAAGCACAGAAUAUCCAGAACUAGAGGAAAUAAGUUAUUGUCACCAGGAGGGAAAGCUAUUCUAAUCAGACAUGUGCGGCUGGCUAUGCCCACUCACCCGUUAUCAACCAUUAAUCCACCAAAAGGAGUCUUUACUCACUUAGAAAAGAUCCUUCAGAAGUCUCAGGGAUGUAUGCAAAGCUUUCACAAGAAAAUAUGGUGGAAUUUGAGAACUGGAGGCUCACUCUGGGGAGAUUUCAUGAAAGCAAAAUACUUUCAAGACACUCACCCAGUAGCAGUAAAAUGGAGGAAGGGUCAAUCAUUAUGUUGGAAGGAACUGUGCAAAAUCAGAGAAGAGGUGGAAGAGAAUAUAAUAUGGAUACUAGGAGAAGGACAGUUAUCAUUUUGGUAUGACAAUUGGUCAAGACAAAGAGCUUUAUUCAAAAUGAUGGAAGAAGAAGUUCACAUAGUUGAUAUCAGACUGAGAGAGGUAAUAGAAGGUGGGAUAUGGCAAGUAUUAGGUGAUGUGGAAUUACCAGCAGAAGUGGAAAGCAUACUGCACCAGCAACAGCUAGUAGUGUCACAUUGGGUGCAAGAUAAAGUAAUAUGGAUAGCAACCAGCACUGAUUCUUUCUCAGUUGCAUUAGCAUGGCAACAGUUGACACAGAAAAGAGAGGCUUCACCAAUAGGAACAAAAGUCUGGCAGAGAAUGGCACCAUUUAAGAAAGCAUUUGUGACAUGGAGGGCACUAAAUGAUAGGCUACCAACAGAUACUAAAGUGUCCAAGUUUGGUAGAAACCUAGAAGCUAAAUGCCAUUGUGGGAACUUUGGAAAAAGCAUAUGGGACAGAUUUGCUGGUAUAUUUGGAGUUCAAAUAAGGGGUUUGCAGCUUAGACAAAUGUUGCUUCAGUGGUGGAGUCACAAAACAUGGAAUAUAGUGACAACAUUCAUGGUGAAGAUGAUUCCAAUUCUAAUCAUGUGGGAAUUAUGGAGAUCCAGAUGUGCAGUCAUGUAUGGUUCAGAGACCCCUUCCAGAUACAACUCAGAAAGGGCAAUAUUGCUGGAAUUGAUAGGGUUGACAGAACAAAAGUUUGGAAAAAUCAGACUGCAAGCUUUUUGGGAAUUCUUUGAUUGA
Lycium ferocissimum is the source of this 1530-nucleotide messenger RNA. RefSeq lists its product as uncharacterized. The record is from RefSeq and is a predicted model, not a curated record. Bases 1 to 1530 code for a protein of 509 amino acids. The transcript is spliced from 4 exons. Lineage: Eukaryota; Viridiplantae; Streptophyta; Magnoliopsida; Solanales; Solanaceae.